AUGUCAGCCUCACAAGUGUUACAGGCUCGCAACGAGGUAACUGCCAAACUCUACGCAGACCCUCACAACCCUCAUCAUCACCUGGAACGAGGCACCCUCUAUGAGAAACUAGGGUUUCCAGAUCUAGCCUCUGCAGACGCAUACCGUGCACUGGCUCUGCUAGAGUCAGUCAUUGACCCGGAUGAGUGCGAGUUUCACGCCAAACGGAAGGUAGAUCCUUCCAACCCAGAGAAAGAGGUCAAUGGCUCCGACUCUGACUCGGAGGAAGAUGAAGACGACACAGUCCCCAUCACCCAAGAAGAAUACGACGCAAUUAUAGAUAGAGUCUAUACGCUGCUAGUCCGCAGCCUAGUUCAGUGUGGCUGCUAUCGCGAUGCAUUUGAGUUCGGCGUUCGUGGUUUGGCUCUACUCAAAGCAAACACAUCAGCCGUGGCGGUACUCAACGAGCAAUUGGGUCACGUCAAGAAGAUUUACGAAUCUCGCACUGGCUCGAAAGCCGACUUGACUGCCAUAAACCCAAGCCAACUUCCAGGCCAGGGCUUUGCCCGCCGCGUACUCUAUCCAUGGAACGAACACGAGCCCGAUCGCCGCUCCCCGGAGACCCUGAGCUUGCUCAACGAACGACUAUCAACCAUCGCGCCAAAAUGUGAAGUCCGAGCUGUGUCCUUGCCAGUUCUACACGACACAGCAGAUGACAGCAUGGAGGUGUCUAUCCAGCUGGGUCUUUUCGCGAAAGACGACAUCUCGCCUGACGAGAUCAUUCUCCGCGAAUCCUCCUUACUCACCGCCACCAACCGUCUUCACGACGAUCUCUGCGAUGCAUGCAAUGCGCCUCUCCCAGAUCUAUCAGCAGCGCAGCCACCUGUCGCCUGUGAAGGCGGAUGUGUAGAUAUCAUCUUCUGCAGCCAAGCGUGUCACGACACAGCCCAAGAAGUCUACCAUGGAGCGAUCUGCGGGUUAGAAGACGGCCUUGAUUCCAUCGGAAAAGACAUUGCCGACCCAAAAGAUAAAGCAGACUACCUAUAUCUGCUCCUCGUUGGCCGUGCCCUCGCCAUGUCAGCCACACAGGAAAAGCACGCGCUCGAUCUGCCAGAGGUGAAAUACAUCUGGGGCGAUUUCCACGAUUAUGACCUCGAGUCACCUGCAUCAUCUGACGAAGCUUCGCUCCCAUUCUCGUUCCAGCUGAACGUUCUUCAACCAGAAAGGAUUCUCGAUGAAAUGGGUCUUGACCCCUACGUUGAGCUGCACCGCUUCGAUACUUGGGUUUUGAAUACGUUGUAUGCGAAGUUCCGCGGCACGGCAUCUGGUCGUUUGAGUACGUGGGAUGGUGGCCCGGAGCUAUGCGCUGUCCAUCCGCUAUGGUGUUUGGCUAACCAUUCGUGUGCUCCGAAUGUGACGUGGGAGUGGAGUAGUGAGAUCAAUUUCCGGGCGAGGCGGGACGAUGAAAUGGCGGUUUGGGCUAGGGAGAGUGAAAUCAAGGAUCUCAAACCUGGUGGUAUUGCUAAGGAUCAGGAGAUCCUUAACCAUUAUUGCGAUAUUGCGUUGCCGGUGGUUAAGAGGAGAGAGUGGGCUUCUGGAGCUUUAGGAGGAACUUGUUUGUGUGAUCGGUGCGUUUGGGAGGCAGGAGAGGUUUAG
Messenger RNA from Penicillium salamii, 1635 nucleotides. NCBI's taxonomy places the organism in Eukaryota, Fungi, Ascomycota, Eurotiomycetes, Eurotiales, Aspergillaceae. The record is from the annotation of a GenBank genome assembly.